This is a messenger RNA of Suillus discolor, 768 nucleotides long. RefSeq lists its product as uncharacterized. Gene Ontology annotation, molecular function: tRNA binding; translation initiation factor activity. Gene Ontology annotation, biological process: formation of translation preinitiation complex; positive regulation of translational fidelity. The record is from RefSeq and is a predicted model, not a curated record. The coding region runs from base 1 to 768 and encodes 255 amino acids. Gene Ontology annotation, cellular component: cytosol; eukaryotic translation initiation factor 2 complex. The transcript is spliced from 3 exons. Lineage: Eukaryota; Fungi; Basidiomycota; Agaricomycetes; Boletales; Suillaceae.
AUGCGUUUCUCUUGUGUGCUCGCUGUUGUUGCUGAUUUGACGGCAUUUAAAAAUCUACAAAUGCAGGAACGAAGCAUACCCCGCCCAGGUAGUACCGCUCAGACCAGGAAGAUAAUCCUCCUUGCGAACGGUCAGUAUGCGAUCAGAGGACGAAAUUCAUCACCAUACUUCCUUGAUGGACUGUCCUGGUCACGAAAUUCUUAUGUCUACGAUGCCGCAGUCAUGGAUGCUGCUCUUCAUCUAAUCGCAAGACACGAAACAUGCCCUCAGCUGCAGAUAUCGGAGCACUUGGCCGCGGUUGAAAUCAUGAAGCUAGAAAGCAUCAUUAUCUUGCAGAACAAGAUCGACUUGAUCAGGCUCUUGAGCACCAAAAAUCAAUCGCUACAUCCGGUAAGGGUGGGUCCUCGGCACGGUGGUGGUCGAGUCGUCACCCAUCGUUCCGAUACGCAACCGAAAUACAACAUCGACACUGUCAAUGAAUCCAUUGCAAAGCGUCUACCUAUCCCAGUCCGCGACUUUGCUUCCGAUCCCCGUCUCACCAUUAUCCGUUCCUUCGAUAUCGACAAGCCUGGUGCUGAGCUCGAUGAGCUCAAAAGUGGUGUUCAAUCCUCACAGACGUCCUACGAGCUAGGGCAAGAAGUAAAAAAUCGUCUGGGGAUCGUAACGAAAGGUACUCGGAGCCAGAACCGCUGCAGGCCCAUUUUCAGCAGGAUCGUCUCUCUGCACGCCGAGAACAAUCACUUACGUUUUGCAGUUCCGGGAGGGUAG